Messenger RNA from Penicillium maclennaniae, 1599 nucleotides. Its product is annotated as flavin monoamine oxidase family protein. Gene Ontology annotation, molecular function: oxidoreductase activity. NCBI's taxonomy places the organism in Eukaryota, Fungi, Ascomycota, Eurotiomycetes, Eurotiales, Aspergillaceae. The transcript is spliced from 2 exons. The coding region runs from base 1 to 1599 and encodes 532 amino acids. The record is from RefSeq and is a predicted model, not a curated record.
AUGGCCCAAGCAUUUCACAUCGCCUCUUCCGUCCCCGUCAAGGGUCCCAUAAAACCGAGUAAUUGUUGCUCCGACCUGGCUGUGCGCCUCGAAGCCACGACUCUGAUCGAGUCGGCACCGGACGAGGCAGCAUGCGCAGUGAGGUCGGAGCGCAAGAAGGUGAUUGUGGUGGGAGCAGGAAUCUCGGGUCUCCGAGCCGCUGCCGUUCUGCACAAGUACGGUUGCGAAGUCGUCGUCUUGGAGGCCCGCGAUCGCAUCGGAGGAAGAAUUUUGACCAGCCGAAAUGGUGAUCAGGUUCGGGAUAUCGGUGCCGCAUGGAUGCACGAAACCUCCCAGAACGAUCUGGUGAAGCUAAUUCCUCAGCUUUCCAUCCCCUACUACUACGACGACGGAAUGCCGCUAUACUUUACCAGAGAUGGUCGCGCAGGGUCUCAAUUCAAGGCGAAGAAAGUCGCCGACGAGUUUGCUGACUAUUGCGAGUGGUAUUACGAGACCAACCCGGACGCAGAGGACCGUCCGGUCAAUGAGUUUGUCAAGGAAUUUGUCCUUCAGCAUCAGCUCAUCACCGAUGAUGAGCGUCUCUGGGCCCCGCAGGCCGUCCGCGAGGUGGAACUGUGGAUUGGCACCAGCACCGAGCAAGCUUCUUCCCGCCACCUGUCGUACUUCAUCACGGAGCGCAAUCUCUACAUGAAGGGAGGAUACGACCGGAUCGUGAACUGGACUGCGGAGCCCCUCCGCGAAGACCCGACCAUGAUCCGUCUUAACCAUCACGUUGAGCACGUGGAGUGGAGUGAAGACGGUGAUGCCCCUGUCCGCGUUCAAUGCAAGGAUGCCGACGGGACCUCUCAACUCAUCGAAGGAGACGCGGUGGUCAUGACCCUCCCCUUGGGUGUGUACCACCACAACCUGGUCUCCUUCAACCCGCCCCUGCCGAGUGACAUCCAGGGAGCAAUGUCCAGAUUUAGCUACGGCGCCCUGGGCAAAGUAUUUUUUGAAUUUACCGACGUGUUCUGGUCCAAGGAUAACGAUCAGUUCAUGUUCUACCCAUCUCCUUCUGACGAGGACUCUGCUUCUGGAUCCUCCGUCGACUCCAGGUCCAGCAUGAGCUCCAUGGGUGAAAAAGACAACAUCCUCAACUACGCGACCGUGACCAUCAACCUGUGGAUCAUGACCGGCGCGAAGGAGCUAUGCGUGCAAAUCGCCGAGCCCUUGACCCAGCGCAUUGAAGCGAUGACCGAUAAGAAGGAAAUCUACCGGUUCUUUGAACCUCUUUUCAAACUCUUCCGCACAGAGCCGUACAAGGCUCUGCCGCGCCUGGUCAGUGUUGAAACUACACACUGGACCCAGGACCCACUCGCAGGCUACGGCACGUACUCGGCUGAUAAGGUCGGAGAUGACCCGGAAAGCUUUACUGACGCGCUGGAAGCCCACAAGCGCAGUCGUAUGCAGUUUGCUGGCGAGCACUGCACUAUGGUUGCCAAUGGCUGUGUUCACGGCGCUUUCCGUACGGGAGAAGUUGCCGCUACUAAUCUGCUUGAGACUUUUGGUAUUCCACUUGAUGGGCGUGAUAUCGGUGUGAACGACAAGUUGACUGCCUAA